AUGGGUCCGUCGUCAAUGGCUUCGGUUUCUACAGCUUCUUCUCUUCUUUUCCCUUCUCGAAAUUUCACAUCAAUUCCGAUUCGGAGAAGAAGCUUCGUGUCAUUCGUACGAUGUUGUUCUAGGAAUCCUUCUGUAUCCAUUACCAACGAGGAAAAGAUUCUCCGUUUAGUGGCGAAAUCCGACGGGAAGUCACUUCCAUGCGUGCGGACUUACGAGAACGAUUCGGCUCGAGUAAGCCUUGUUGGUACGGUAGCUUUUGAUCAGGCUUUAACCGCUGCUGCAGCCGACGGUGGUGAAGCCGCCGAUGAACACCUUCGAGAUAAUGUCCCUGUUAUGGUGGUCGAGACCGUUUUCCCCGGAGGAUCUGACCCUAAGGCUACUGUAUCAACCCGAUUGUUCUUGCCUACUCCGAAAGUUAAAGAACGAGCAAAGAAGCUGCGGAGAUCUCUCUCAGAGGAUCUAUCUAGCGGAGGUUUGUCAAGGAACAUACUUGCGAUGACGUUUAGGCAAGUUGUGUUGCGGCAGCUUUGGAAUUUUCAGCUGGUGUUGUUUGGACCUGGAGCUGAAAGAGAAAUGGGAGAUUACGAGAGCCCUCGAGAGGUUUCUACAUCCUUCACUCUUAGCUCAUCAGAUGAAAGGGUUAUAUCUGCUUUUGCUGAAGUUAUAUGCAUUUCUGUUCUUCAAAACACUGAGAAGCAUUUCCUCGAUGAUUAUUUGGGAAAAGCUAAGUUUCCCUUUUUCAGAUGGUUAAAGAAACAUAGGAAGAUUGCUUCAAGAGACUGCUCGGUUGUCCUGUACAAGUUAUUUGAUGAUGAGCUAAGUGAAAAUACCAACCACUUGCUUGAGUAUUUCCAAUCAAGGAAGGAAAAUUUCAGAAUCGCAGACACAAGGCACAGAAGCAGGUGGUGGAAUUUGUCUGCCAGUUCUAAGUUGGAAAAAAUUGGUGGACCUGGGUUUAGUAGUUUGGCAAAUGAGUAUUUACCUGCAUAUCGACUAGAAAUUGAUACUACAAUACUUGGGGACCUCAAGCUUGAGGGAUGGAGAAAGUCUAGCGAGAAUAAGUGGGAGGUUCUUCUAACUCACUCCCAAAUGGUUGGAUUGGCUGAAGCAUUGGAUAUGUACUUUGAAGAUAUAUACUCACUGCCCAGGAAACAGCUACCAUGUAAUUAUUCUGGAAAUUACUCAGACUUACCGAAUGAAAAGAGAGGAUUGUCUUUGUUGAAAAUCAUAUCGGUCACCAUCGCCAGUGGAAUUCUUCUUCUUGCCGUGGGUGCUGCAGCUCAAUUCUGUUUUCCUCAGCAAAGCCAGAGAAAGUAUCCUGGUAAACACCAAGAUAUUUUAUGGUCAGAGAGUGCAUUGUUAUCUCACCAAUCUUCAGAUUCCUCCGAGUUGGAUUCAUUCUGCGGAUUACUCGUCAACAAGCUCAAGGAUGCAUACUCUUGGGAGGGAGAGAUAACCCUAGAAAGCAGCAUAGGUGCCUGGAUAGGGGAAGUACCUGAAUACUUGAAAGAAACCAGCAGAGCUAAGUCUGGUGAAGAUCACAUCGAUACAAGCUCCUCUCUUCUGGAGAAACUCAAUGAAGACGCAAAGGCAUCUGCGCAAGAUAUUGCUACUUACCAGGUAGUGUUAUCAUCUGAAGGUAAAAUUAUAGGGUUUCAACCGACUAGUCGGGUGGCUGUGAACCAUUGGGCUGCCAAUCCUUUAGCUAAAGAACUUUAUGGCAGAAGAAAGCUCUCGCCUGGGCUGAUUGAGCCUGGUCUCAAGAGUCACUCUCCAACAAAAGUAGUUGUAUUGGAAUUGUUAAUGUCUGUGAAUUCUGAUCGUCCUUUUGCAUUGGUUAGACCAUUAUUGGGACAACAACCAUAG
Arabis nemorensis is the source of this 1866-nucleotide messenger RNA. NCBI's taxonomy places the organism in Eukaryota, Viridiplantae, Streptophyta, Magnoliopsida, Brassicales, Brassicaceae. The record is from the annotation of a GenBank genome assembly.